Dendronephthya gigantea is the source of this 1013-nucleotide messenger RNA. RefSeq names its product cyclin-dependent kinase 20-like. NCBI's taxonomy places the organism in Eukaryota, Metazoa, Cnidaria, Anthozoa, Malacalcyonacea, Nephtheidae. Gene Ontology annotation, molecular function: protein serine/threonine kinase activity; ATP binding; RNA endonuclease activity. The transcript has 4 exons. The coding region runs from base 414 to 1013 and encodes 199 amino acids. Gene Ontology annotation, biological process: intrinsic apoptotic signaling pathway in response to endoplasmic reticulum stress; IRE1-mediated unfolded protein response; protein phosphorylation. The record is from RefSeq and is a predicted model, not a curated record. Gene Ontology annotation, cellular component: IRE1-TRAF2-ASK1 complex.
AACGCCAUAUUCCAAGAACCACAUCAGGAAGAUUUACAAUAAAGCUCUCACUAUACUAUAGUGUAGCAAUAUUGAUCUGAAAAAUAGGAUCAUUUUACGAUAUGAGAUGACUAGGCUAUGGUGGUAUUGGAGUAAAAUAUUGGAGACUGACUUGCUGAGACAAAAAAGCGGUUACAGAUAGAAUGGGCACAUAAAAUUGUAUUCAGUUGUCUCUACCAUGUUAAUUAAUAAAGGGGAUAUAAUCCUUUGUGUCCCUCACUCUGGUAUAUGUUGAAGCACAUGGGCUUGCAUGGGUUUUAAAAACAAACGCUAAUGGGCAAAUCAACCAUCUGUUGUUAUGACAAAACACAGCUUGAUAUGGUAUCGAUGAUGUGGUGAUGAUUUACUAAGAUAUUCAAGAUAGGUUUAGAAACAUGUCCUCCAAACACCGUGAGAAAAUUAAAAGUUUAAAGGCACUGGAUGAUUCCAAGUUGUUCAAGGCCGAAUCACCAGUUAAGUACUUUUCUACAGAUAAAUCCUUUUCGCUCGGGAGUGGUUCAAUGGGCACAUGUGUUUAUCUUGGUGUUAUGGAAGAUGGUAGUGAAGUGGCUAUUAAAGCAAUGAUACUUCAAGUAUCUGAAGAAAUAGCAGAAAAUGAGAGAAACAUUCUAUCUCUAAUUCAGACAAAAAAUUCGCAAUUUGUUGUAAACUACCGACAUUUUUUUCGAGACAAGACUUUCAUGUAUUUGGUUAUAGAUCUUUGUGAAGAGACGCUAAAGGAUCAUGUUCGUUCCCAAAGUCCAGACGAUCUGCGAAAACAUGCUCGACGUAUGAUUAAAGAGAUCUUAUCUGGUCUGGAAUUUCUUCACAAUCAAGGAAUUUUGCACAGAGACCUUAAACCGUCCAACGUCUUGGUCGACAUUGGGGGUCAUAUGAGAUUGGCAGACUUUGGAAUAAGUCGUAUCUUAAAGGCAGAGGAAACUACAGUUUUACUAAUGCAAAAGGAACUCCAGGAUGGAUGGCUGCGGAAAUAA